UUCCAUGUAGACUUCUGGGGACCAGCCAGCAACUUCGGUAUCCCAAUCGCAGCAGUAAUGGACGUAAAGAAAGACCCCGAAAUCAUCUCCGGCCGCAUGACCGCCGCCCUCUGCGGCUACUCCGGCGUCUUCAUGCGCUACGCCUUCGCCGUCACUCCCGCCAACUACCUCCUCUUUGGCUGCCAUCUGGUCAACUUCAGCGCACAAGCGACGCAGGGCUACCGCUUCGUCAACCACUGGUACAUGGGUGGACGUGAGAAGGCGCUCGAGAACAAGGCGAAAGAG
Messenger RNA from Zymoseptoria tritici IPO323, 285 nucleotides. RefSeq lists its product as uncharacterized. Gene Ontology annotation, biological process: pyruvate import into mitochondria. NCBI's taxonomy places the organism in Eukaryota, Fungi, Ascomycota, Dothideomycetes, Mycosphaerellales, Mycosphaerellaceae. The annotation marks the transcript as partial. Gene Ontology annotation, cellular component: mitochondrial inner membrane. The transcript has 2 exons. The record is from RefSeq and is a predicted model, not a curated record.